AAUACAACUGUGCUGCCAUCAUUGACGCUCCAGCCACUCCAAAGCAACGCCGGUGCUUCGUGACUGGAGCAUACCAUCAAAAAUUUAGAUAAUAAUUGUCAUUGCUCUGUAAAUUUAAAAAAAUGGUGCUGUGUAGUAUUGAAUGUGUUCAACGAAUCUCUGAAUAUUUGGAAAUCCCACCGGGUAAACUCCAAAUAACACAGAACAACACAAUUGCUGCUGAUAAUCUAGUCAAAAAUACCUCGAUCGAAGGAUUCAGCACCAUAAUUCAAGCAUAUGCAAAUCUCUCGAAACAACAAGACCUGCAUCUUGGAAAUAGUGACAGGAUUACACAAACAUUAGUAAGGCAAUGGUUGGAGUAUGCAGUUAUGUGCAUAAAUUAUGCUGACAUGCCUGCGAAUGCUAAAAGAGUGCUCAAGGAACUGAAUACUGUUUUAAGAGACAAUACUUAUGUCACUGGAACAAGCAAGACGAUAGCGGACGUGGCCCUGUAUUACGCCCUACAUUCAAUUAUGAGUGCGCUCACGUGUCAGGAGCAGGCUGAGCACGUCCAUGUCUCUAGGUGGUUUGAUAAUGUGCAGCAAGAAGCCAAAUUGAGACAAAAAUUGAAAGUGAUUCAGUUUGAUCUCAUGCAUUUAUACAUCUGAGGGGAAAGCCCUGCAGUAAAAAGUCUACGGCGUUUCUGAUAAUUUACAAUUUAAAACGACCAUCUUAUCAUGUUUAUUUCUGAAUUUUUACUGUAUCAAUGAAAUGUUUUAGAUUAUUUUUGAGGCUCAGCACUGGAUCAUUAAAGAUCGAUCCUAAUGGAAGAAA
This is a messenger RNA of Diachasmimorpha longicaudata, 813 nucleotides long. RefSeq names its product eukaryotic translation elongation factor 1 epsilon-1 (gene AIMP3). Gene Ontology annotation, biological process: positive regulation of DNA damage response, signal transduction by p53 class mediator. Bases 123 to 647 code for a protein of 174 amino acids. Gene Ontology annotation, cellular component: cytoplasm; aminoacyl-tRNA synthetase multienzyme complex; nucleus. NCBI's taxonomy places the organism in Eukaryota, Metazoa, Arthropoda, Insecta, Hymenoptera, Braconidae. The transcript has 4 exons. The record is from RefSeq and is a predicted model, not a curated record.